AUGGCUGAGGCUUUGCUGGGAAUUGUGAUUCGAAACUUGCAAUCUUUUGUCCAUGACCAAUUUGCAACGUUUUGGGGUGUCGAUCAACAGACACAGAAGCUUUCCAACAAUCUCACUGCAAUUCGUGCUGUCCUCAGAGAUGCUGAGAGAAAGCAAAUAAUAAGCCAUGCUGUGAAGGAUUGGCUGCAGAAACUCACAGAUGCAGCAUAUGUGCUGGAUGAUAUCUUGGAUGAAUGUUCAAUUCAAUCCAAAAAGGUGCAGUCAGAUCAUGGACAUGGUUCAUGCCUCUCCCGUGUCCAUCCUAACGACAUUCUCUUUCGUUUUAAUAUUGGCAAGAGGAUGAAAGACAUCACCCAAAGAUUUCAUCACAUUAAUGAAGAAAGGGGCAUGUUCGAAUUCCGUCCUGGUGUCACAGAGAAGCAAGCAGUGGAUAAUGACGAUGAUUGGCGCCAAACUAGCUCUGUCAUUACCGACCCCAUAUUCUGUGGUAGAGACCAUGAUCGAGAGAAAAUUGUGAAGUUUCUCCUGGACGAUGCUAGUAACACUGAAGACCUCUCCAUCUAUCCCAUAGUUGGUAUGGGUGGGCUUGGGAAAACAGCACUUGCCAAACAUGUCUUCCAUGAUCACAGGGUAUGCAAACAUUUUGACUUGAGAAUUUGGGUUUGUGUUUCUGAUGAUUUCAUCACGAAGAAAAUACUGCAAUCCAUCAUAGAAUGUAGCACCGGGCAAAAUCCCAAUCUCAAUACUUUGGAAGCACUGCUGAAAAAGGUUGAAGAAGUGUUGCAGAGCAAGAGGUAUGUACUUGUUCUUGAUGAUGUGUGGAACGACGACAAAAACAAAUGGAAGGAGUUGAAGGGGAUGUUGCAGUCUGCAAGGGGAGCAAAAGGAUCUACCAUUUUGGUCACCACUCGACUUGAGGAAGUGGCGUCCGUCAUGAAAACGCAUACUGCUUAUCUUUUGAAAGAAUUGUCAGAAAAUGACAGUUGGUCAUUGUUCAAACACCACGCAUUUGGACCAAACAGAGAGGAGAGGGAAGAGCUUGUGGCGAUCGGCAGAAAGAUAGUGAGGAAAUGCGUUGGUUCCCCACUUGCAAUCAAAACACUGGGAAGCCUUUUGCGUGAUGAAAAUGAGGUAACACAAUGGGAAAUUAUAGAGGGAAGUGAGUUUUGGGAUAUACGGGAGGAAAGUAGUCCUAAAGGUGAGGAAAAUUCUGUCAUGCGUGCUUUGAAAGUAAGCUAUUUUAAUUUGGAGUUAUCACUGAGGAGAUGUUUUUCUUUUUGUGCAAUUUUCCCAAAAGAUUUUGAGAUUGUCAAGGAAGAACUAAUUCAUCUCUGGAUGGCUAAUGGAUUUAUUAAAUCUGAAGGGAAUGUAGAAGUGGAGGAUGUUGGAAAUAAAGUUCGGAAAAAAUUAUACCAUAGAUCAUUUUUUCAAGAAGCAAAGUCUGAUGAGAUUGGUAUCGUUAGAAGUUUCAAGAUGCAUGAUCUAUGUCAUGAUCUUGCCCAAUAUAUUACGGGGCAAGAAUGUGUGCUUUACAAGAAAGAAAGGGUGACUAGUUUGUCAACUAGAGUUCAUCAUUUGCACUUGUUAAAUUCUAAUGAGUCUGUCGAUAUGUCUGCUCUCAAGAAAGUUGAAUCCUUGCGAACUUUUGUUGAUUUUGAUUCAAAAUUGCCAUUUGUAAAUAUUGGUCGAUUGCCAUCAAACCUUUGUCUCCGAGCAUUACGCAUAACCUCUUUUUCUCUGUUGUCCCCCAUGAAGGGUUUAGCACAUUUGAGAUACUUGAGUUUGCAUUGGAGUUGGGUAGCAAGGUUGAAUGAUUUUAUUUGUGGGUUGCAGAAAUUGCAAAUAUUGAAACUGGAAAACUGUGAUGGGGGACAUAACUUGUUGCCUAAAGACUUGACACAAUUACAGGAUCUACGACAUAUUGUGAUCAAUAGAUGUAAUUCAAUAGGAGAGAUGCCUCCGAAUAUUGGCAAGUUAAGGCAUCUAAGAACAUUGAGCAGUUUUGCGGUGGGUUCAAAGGCAGGGCAUGGGUUGGGUGAGUUACAUGGCCUAAGGCUGGGAGGGAAGCUGCAUAUCAGAGGGCUUGAGAAUGUGGGCAGUGAAUGGGAUGCCAAACAAGCAAAUUUGAAGAGGAAGAAGGAGUUGAACCGCCUAUUCUUGUCAUGGGGUGGUAAUGCUAAUUCAGAAGGUAGUAAUGUCAAUGUUGAGGAAGUACUGGAAGCCCUCGAACCCCCGUCAACUCUCAAGAGUUUUGGGCUGAAAGGAUAUCGGGGAAUGAAGUUGUCGAGUUGGAUGAGAAAUCUUGCAGUUCUGAGAGACUUAGUGGAUGUUAUACUGUACGACUGUGACAACUUUGAGAAACUUCCUCCCCUUGGUAAACUACCACAGUUGAAAAGGCUAUACUUACGUGGGAUGAAAAAUGUAAUGUACAUAGAUGAUGAGUCAUAUGAUGGUGUAAAGGAGAAGGCGUUUCCAUCGUUGGAGAAAUUGAACGUGGAUCAUUUACCAAAUUUAGAGAGGAUGUUGAGAGAUGAAGGAGUAGAGAUUCUCCCCCGUCUUUCUGAAUUAAAAAUGUGGGGCAUCUCCAACCUUAAAUUUCCACGUCUUCCUUCUGUUGAGCGCCUUGAGGCUCGUAGCAUUGACGAAGGGGCUUCCUUCAUGGAAGGGGUUGUGAGGAAUAUGCCUUGUCUAAAGACCCUGUGUAUUAGAUGGAUUAAAGAAAGGAGUGGUGGUACUACCCGACCAGCUCAGCAGGCUUGGUGCACUCCAGGAACUAGACAUUGUGUAUUGGGAGGACCUUGA
This is a messenger RNA of Sphenostylis stenocarpa, 2802 nucleotides long. NCBI's taxonomy places the organism in Eukaryota, Viridiplantae, Streptophyta, Magnoliopsida, Fabales, Fabaceae. The record is from the annotation of a GenBank genome assembly.